AUGUCGCGCGCGACAAGCUCACAGACGGACUCAGACAAGGACCCUCUUCCCUUUACGUUCGAUCGUGGAGAUGACCCCGAGCCACCGGUGAUUAGGUGCAUCGAGUACUCUCCCGACGGCCAAUCAAUCGCAACUGGUGCUAGCGAUAGUACAGUGCGCCUAUGGGACGCCAAGACAGGCCAGCAAACACACAAGCUGCUGGCUGGUCAUCCAGUCUUCUGGCUAUCGUUCUCUCACUCGGGACACCGGCUGGCUGCCAUAUGCUUAAACACGGACGAGAAACGCGCGCACGUGGUCAUCUGGGACAUGAGCCAGGACAAACAGGAGUCAGAAAAACUCGAAACAACUUAUGAGAGUGACGGUAGCAUUGCUGAACACGGGUACAGGGUCGCCUUCUCGCCGGACGAUGACUGGGUUGCCGUCAUGACUCCUUCCCACGUUGUUGUACAGGAAACAACAUCAGGAAAACCAGUCAUGGACGUAGGCAAGGCAAGGAAGGAUUAUAGGUUUAUGUCUGCUCUCAGCUUCUCGUCGGAUGGCCGAUUGCUCUUCUAUGCAUCCCUCCCCCAAAAUGUUCGCGACAAUGCAUUGGUAGAGCUGCAUUCCUUCAACAUGGAGCUGCGCCAACACUUGCCCCUCGCACUAUCGCUGGCUCUUCCAUCCCACUCGUUUCUUUACAGGUUACCAUACAUUUGCUCUCCUAACGGUCGCGCCAUCGCCGGGCCAAUCCCGCAGAGCGGGUUUCAGAUCUGCGAUACACAGACAGGAAGCGUACUGCAUGCCGCACUUCAAGGACAUACGGAAAACACGUCGAGUAUCUGCUUCUCACAGGAUGGGGAAUGGGUUAUCGAUGGUUCAGAGGCAAGCACAAUAUGCAUAUGGGAUGUCUCAACGGGAACGAAUGUGAUGGCGCCAUUGAAGGAUGAGCGGCUUCAGCGCGUGACAGCGAUCACCUGCUCGCCGUUGAAAGACCGCAUUGCAUGUGUUGCGAGUGACACAGAGAUCCAUGUCUGGGACGUUCGUACCCGACAGAUUGUGCUACCACUUGUUCGAGAGUCUGAAAGGCAGAUGACACCCCGUUUACGUGACUUUGCCUACAGUGAUCAAGUCAAAGACAUCCACGUAUUCCCAGAUGGCCGUCACUUUGUUAGCAGUACCACCGCCUUCUACGACGCCCACAUACAUAUAUGGGACCUUCAAACAGGCAAGCAGACCAAGGCAUUCUUCUUUCCGGGUGGUUGUGCCGUAGCCUUAUGCGCAAAUGGUUCUCUGCUGGCUGCUGGAUCUACUAGACCCUUCGGAUAUGUUGCUCUGUUAGACGCAAACUCAGGCAAGGAAUAUUUCCCUCCACUAAUAAGGGCUGGCAGCGGAGCGCGGAAGCUGUGCUUUUCUCCAGACAGUUCUGUGCUUGCUGUUGUAUUCGACAAUAGGACUCUUCACCUGGUGCACGAUGUGCUAGGUGACCGCGUAAUCAGUCAAAUAGAGAACCAAGAAGUCGUGGAUGUCGCAUUUUCGCCAGACGGCAAGCAGUUUGCUUAUGUGAUCCACCUCUCGGGUCAUAUACUGCUUUGCGAUGUUAGCACUAUGGAAGUCGCUAUUCAGCUACCCGGCCCAGGUUCGGAACUUCCGUGUAACCUCGCUUUCUUACCAGAUGGGAAGUUUCUUCUCGAGACAUACGGCCGGAACAAGGCAAGAUUUUGGAAUAUCGGGACGGGGCAAACGGCUCUUGAGCACUCGCUUUCGCCGCAGUCGCGAGCCUUGACUGUAGUCUCUCCCGACGGGAAUACAUUCAUCUGUAGCUGGGCGAAGGGAAAAGAUGGAUUCGGGCUUGAAAAGCUUGAUAUAACCAGCGGAAAGCGCCUUUGGAGCACGGCAAAGUUUACUUCCGGUGUUACUACAGCUACCUUUUCGCCGGCCGGGGACAAGGUAAUUGUCGGGUUUGAGGACGGCACGUUGCAGGUGCUUGAUGCUAGCUUGGGUCAGACACUCAUCCUAAGCAGUGAUGAUCGCUCAUCCAUCGAGCUGGAGAUGCCCUCUGCUCCUAAUAGAUCGCGAAGAAUAGGCACUGGCCUCGCGGAUUGGGAUGAUGACUCUAUCAUGAAUAUGCCUGCAACUUCGAGUAGAGCUGCGCGAAUCGGAUUGCAAGCAAGGAAUGCGGUUAGGGAUAACCAGCAGAGGCACAACGGGAAACGCAAUGCCGUAGAUGAUCACCGAGGCUCUGGAUUAGCAGCACGUCUUUCCGCCCGUCUUGCACCAAAACCCGCCAACCCUGGUCAUGCCCAUGGACAGGGUCGCCUUGCACACGCGUUCCAGCUGGUGAGCACCGGACGUGCCAAAAACCGUGUGCUCGCAGCUGGCGAGCAAGGCGGUCACGAACACCGGGAGCGUCACCGAUUGCACUCCGAUGAUGACUCCACAAGCCCUUCGCCGCCUGAAUCAGACCGCGCACACUCUCCUCCUACGCGCACGGGCGAAAGCGACAGCAGCACGUCGAGCAGCAACUGGUUCGUUGACUACAUGUGUUAUUGUGUGUGUUUACCUUGUCGUGGCUCGCGCGGGGUAAAUCCCGAGUAAGCGCUGUCGUUUUGGCGGUAGUUGUCUAGUUACAGCAGUAAGUCGAAACUAUUAUAGAGCCAUGCUGUCGAUACGGCCGUGACCCACCCAAAUGGACCCUUGGUGGAGUUGCUGAGCG
Coniophora puteana RWD-64-598 SS2 is the source of this 2692-nucleotide messenger RNA. Its product is annotated as WD40 repeat-like protein. Bases 1 to 2574 code for a protein of 857 amino acids. The transcript is spliced from 5 exons. The record is from RefSeq and is a predicted model, not a curated record. Gene Ontology annotation, molecular function: protein binding. NCBI's taxonomy places the organism in Eukaryota, Fungi, Basidiomycota, Agaricomycetes, Boletales, Coniophoraceae.